UGGAGUUCCAUGGCGUGAUGAGAUUUUAUUUUCAAGAUAAAGCUGCUGGAAACUUCGCAACAAAAUGUAUUCGGGUCUCUAGCACUGCAACCACUCAAGACGUGAUUGAAACACUAGCAGAGAAGUUCCGCCCUGAUAUGCGCAUGCUAUCCUCUCCAAAGUAUUCACUCUAUGAAGUGCAUGUCAGUGGAGAAGAAAGAAGAUUGGACAUUGAUGAGAAACCUCUAGUUGUGCAGUUGAAUUGGAACAAAGAUGAUCGGGAGGGGAGAUUCGUCCUUAAGAAUGAGAAUGACACAGUCCCUGCCAAGAAGGCCCAAAGUAAUGGACCUGAAAAGCAGGAGAAAGAAGGUGUCAUUCAGAACUUCAAGAGAACUCUCUCCAAGAAGGAAAAGAAGGAGAAAAAGAAGAGAGAGAAAGAGGCACUGAGACAGGCUUCUGACAAAGAAGAAAGGCCUUCCCAAGGAGAUGACAGUGAGAAUUCUCGGCUGGCUGCCGAAGUUUACAAAGACAUGCCUGAAACCAGCUUUACUCGAACAAUUUCUAACCCUGAGGUAGUUAUGAAACGGCGGAGGCAACAAAAACUGGAAAAGAGAAUGCAAGAGUUUCGGAGCUCAGAUGGGCGGCCAGACUCAGGUGGAACAUUGAGAAUAUAUGCAGACAGUUUAAAACCAAACAUUCCCUACAAGACAAUCCUGCUGUCAACUACAGAUCCUGCAGACUUUGCCGUAGCUGAAGCUUUAGAGAAGUAUGGUCUGGAGAAAGAAAACCCCAAGGACUACUGCAUCGCCCGGGUUAUGCUUCCUCCUGGAGCCCAGCAUUCUGAUGAAAGAGGUGCUAAGGAAAUUAUUCUUGAUGAUGAUGAGUGCCCUCUACAGAUCUUCAGGGAAUGGCCAAGUGACAAAGGGAUUUUAGUCUUUCAGUUGAAGAGGAGGCCUCCGGACUAUAUCCCAAAGAAAAUGAAGAAACACGUUGAAGGGAAGCUGCUGAAGGGGAAGGAGAGAGCUGAUGGAUCUGGCUAUGGCUCUGCUCUUCCCCCUGAGAAACUGCCCUACUUAGUAGAGUUAAGCCCAGGGAGAAGGAGUCACUUUGCCUACUACAGCUAUCACACUUAUGAAGAUGGCUCUGAUUCCAGAGACAAGCCAAAGCUGUACCGCCUUCAAUUAAGUGUGACUGAAGUUGGUACAGAAAAGUUCGACGACAACUCUAUCCAGUUGUUUGGCCCAGGAAUUCAGCCCCAUCACUGUGAUCUUACCAACAUGGAUGGAGUGGUCACUGUGACACCCAGAAGCAUGGAUGCGGAGACCUAUGUGGAUGGCCAGCGCAUCUCAGAGACCACCAUGCUGCAGAGUGGCAUGAAAGUGCAGUUUGGCAGCUCACAUGUGUUUAAGUUUGUGGAUCCCAGCCAGGACCAUGGACUUUCGAAGAGAUCUGUGGAUGGAGGCCUGAUGCUCAAAGGCCCAAGACAUAAACCUGGAACUGUUCAGGAGACCACCUUUGAUUUAGGAGGAGAUAUUCACAGUGGAACAGCAUUACCGACAAGCAGGAGCACUACUAGACUGGACAGUGACAGGGUGUCCUCUGCCUCUAGCACAGCUGAGCGAGGGAUGGUGAAGCCGAUGAUCCGACUGGACCAGGAACAGGACUACCGUCGAAGAGAGAGCAGAGCCCAGGAUGCUGCUGGGCCUGAACUGAUCCUGCCUGCGAGCAUUGAAUUCAGGGAAAGUUCCGAAGAUUCAUUUUUAUCUGCCAUUAUAAAUUAUACCAAUAGCUCUACAGUCCAUUUUAAGUUGUCACCUACAUAUGUACUAUACAUGGCAUGCCGGUAUGUAUUGUCCAGCCAGCACAGGCCCGACAUCAGUCCUACAGAGCGCACCCACAAGGCCAUUGCUGUCGUCAACAAGAUGGUGAGCAUGAUGGAAGGGGUCAUUCAGGAAGUAGACCAGGUUGACCAGAAACAAAAGAACAUUGCAGGGGCGCUUGCCUUCUGGAUGGCAAAUGCAUCUGAGCUUCUCAACUUCAUCAAGCAGGACCGAGACCUAAGUCGGAUCACAUUGGAUGCUCAGGAUGUGUUAGCGCACCUAGUUCAAAUGGCAUUUAAGUACUUGGUUCACUGUCUGCAGUCAGAACUUAAUAACUACAUGCCAGCCUUUCUGGAUGAUCCUGAGGAGAACAGUCUGCAAAGACCAAAAAUAGAUGAUGUGCUGCACACACUCACAGGAGCCAUGUCCUUGCUGCGGCGCUGCAGAGUCAAUGCUGCCCUGACCAUCCAGCUGUUCUCCCAGCUUUUCCACUUUAUCAACAUGUGGCUGUUCAACAGACUGGUGACCGACCCAGACUCAGGGCUCUGCUCCCACUACUGGGGAGCGAUUAUCCGCCAGCAGCUGGGGCAUAUUGAAGCAUGGGCAGAGAAGCAGGGGCUAGAGCUGGCAGCUGACUGUCACUUGAGUAGGAUUGUUCAGGCGACUACUCUCCUGACCAUGGACAAGUAUGUAUCUGAUGACAUUCCAAAUAUAAAUAGCACCUGCUUUAAGUUAAAUUCACUGCAGCUUCAAGCCUUAUUACAAAAUUACCACUGUGCACCCGAUGAGCCUUUUAUCCCUACGGAUCUCAUAGAAAACGUGGUGGCUGUCGCUGAAAACACUGCUGACGAGCUUGCCCGCAGCGAUGGGAGGGAUGUGCAGCUGGAGGAGGACCCUGACCUGCAGCUGCCUUUUCUUCUGCCAGAAGAUGGCUAUUCCUGUGAUGUCGUCAGAAACAUUCCAAAUGGUUUACAGGAAUUCUUAGAACCUCUGUGCCAGAGAGGAUUUUGUAGGUUAAUUCCUCACACACGGUCACCAGGUACUUGGACGAUAUAUUUUGAAGGUGCAGAUUAUGAAAGUCACCUGAUGCGUGAGAACACAGAACUGGCCCAGCCUCUGAGGAAAGAACCUGAGAUAAUCACUGUGACCCUAAAAAAACAGAACGGAAUGGGGCUCAGCAUUGUUGCAGCAAAGGGUGCUGGUCAGGAUAAACUGGGAAUCUACGUCAAGUCUGUUGUGAAAGGAGGCGCUGCAGAUGUGGAUGGACGACUAGCGGCUGGUGACCAGCUUCUCAGUGUGGAUGGACGAAGUCUGGUUGGACUUUCUCAGGAGAGGGCAGCAGAACUCAUGACAAGAACCAGUUCUGUGGUUACACUUGAAGUUGCAAAGCAAGGUGCCAUCUAUCACGGCCUGGCCACCCUCCUGAACCAGCCAUCCCCCAUGAUGCAGAGAAUUUCAGAUCGUCGUGGCUCAGGUAAACCCAGACCAAAGAGUGAAGGCUUUGAGCUCUAUAAUAAUUCAGCUCAAAAUGGGUCCCCAGAGAGUCCUCAACUGCCUUGGGCAGAGUACAGUGAGCCAAAGAAACUGCCUGGUGACGACAGGUUGAUGAAAAAUAGAGCCGACCACCGUUCCAGCCCCAAUGUGGCAAAUCAGCCGCCUAGCCCUGGAGGGAAGAACACAUAUGGCUCUGGAACAGCAGCUAAGAUAACAUCUGUUUCCACUGGGAAUCUCUGCACUGAGGAGCAGAGCCCUCCGCCUAGACCUGAAGCCUAUCCCAUCCCUACUCAGACCUACACCAGAGAGUAUUUUACCUUUCCAGCUUCUAAAUCCCAGGACCGGAUGGCUCCUCCUCAGAACCAGUGGCCAGAUUAUGAGGAAAAGACACAUAAGCACACAGAUAGUAAUCAUUCCAGUAUUGCAAUCCAGCGUGUUACCCGUUCCCAGGAAGAGCUCCGGGAAGAGGCGGCUUACCAACUUGAGCGGCAUCGCAUAGAGGCCGGCCUGGAUCCUAAGUGUGACAGCGACAUGUGGAUCAACCAGAGCUCCUCGGUGGAGUCCAGCACAUCCAGCCAGGAGCACCUGAACCAUUCCUCCAAGUCGGUCACCCCUGCGUCCACGCUGACCAAAAGUGGACCCGGCCGUUGGAAAACCCCAGCGGCUGUGCUGCCUGCUCCGGUCGCGGUCCCUCAGCCGGUUAGAACAGACCUACCUCUACCACCCCCUCCACCUCCAGUCCACUGCACCAGUGAUUUUGAUGGCAUUCCGAUGGAUUUGCCCCUCCCACCACCUUCUGCCAACCAGAUGGGACCCCAGUCAGCUCAGGUGGCUGCCGCAGAGCUGAAGAAGAGAGAGGAGCAUCAGCGGUGGUACGAGAAAGAGAAGGCCCGGCUGGAGGAGGAACGCGAGCGGAAGCGCAGGGAGCAGGAGCGGAAGUUAGGCCAGAUGCGCUCACAGUCCCUGAACCCUGCUCCCUUCUCUCCUAUGGCCACGGCGCAGGCAAAGCCAGAAAAGCCUUCCACGCUGCAAAGGCCCCAGGAAACUGUCAUUAGGGAGCUGCAGCCCCAGCAGCAGCCCCGCACGAUUGAGCGCAGAGACCUGCAGUACAUCACCGUCAGCAAAGAAGAGCUGUCCUCCGGGGACAGCCUGUCACCAGACCCCUGGAAGCGAGAUGCCAGGGAGAAGCUGGAGAAGCAGCAGCAGAUGCACAUCGUGGACAUGCUGAGCAAGGAGAUCCAUGAGCUACAGAGCAAGGCUGACCGCACAGCGGAGGAGAGUGACCGCCUGCGGAAGCUCAUGCUGGAGUGGCAGUUCCAGAAGAGACUGCAGGAGUCCAAGCAGAAGGAUGAGGAUGAUGAGGAGGAGGAAGACGAUGACGUCGACACCAUGCUGAUCAUGCAGCGCCUGGAGGCUGAGCGGAGAGCCAGGCAGACUGCUGUGCCAGCAAUCUCUGUUCUAGAUUUGUUGCAGGAUGAGGAGCGCAGGCGCCAGCAGCAGUUGGAAGAGAUGCGCCAACGGGAAGCAGAAGACCGAGCGAGACAAGAGGAAGGCCGGCGUCAGCAGGAGGAGGAGCGAGCGAAACGAGACGCUGAAGAAAAGAGGCGACAGGAAGAAGGGUAUUACAGCCGCCUGGAAGCCGAGAGGCGUAGACAGCAUGACGAGGCAGCAAGAAGGUUGCUGGAGACCGAGGAGCCCGGGCUGAGCCGACCUCCCCUGCCUCGGGACUACGAGCCCCCAUCCCCGUCCCCAGCACCCAGCGCCCCUCCUCCCCCGCCUCAGCGGAAUGCCUCCUACCUCAAAACCCAGGUCCUCUCUCCAGACUCGCUGUUCACUGCCAAGUUUGUUGCGUAUGAGGAGGAGGAGGAGGAGGAGGACUGCAGCUUAGCAGGUCAGGAUAAGUACUCCAGCACAAGGAAGUCUCAUGGGCACCUCCCUCCUGCUACUCUUAAGCCAUGGCAGCCCCUCUGCCAGCCUCGCCCGGCCUCCGAUGGCAUCUUUCUCUCCAGCUCAUUCCAGUCACACUUGACCAAAGCCAACAGUACUGCUCCCAAAGCAGGCCAGCCCCCACCCCCUCCAAAUAAACCAAGUUUCUGCGGUCCUGGCCACCGGAAAGGUAGAGGACCACACUCUCACAUGGGAUCUGCUGGAACAGCUACAGGAGCCCAUGAUGUUCCUCGGGAUCCAAGAGAGAAUCACAUUAGAAGCCAAGAUGCAGACUUACCUGGAAGCUCUGGAGCCCCUGAAAACCUGACAUUCAAAGAGCGUCAGCGCCUCUUCUCACAAGGCCAAGAUGUGUCUGACAGAGUAAAAGCUUCUCGUAAAUUAACAGAGCUUGAGAAUGAACUGAAUACCAAGUAAGAAGAGAGAGGAAGAGGGCAGCUGUGCUCCCACAGCUCUGCCCUGGGUGGUGGGGGUGGGGUGAGCCUGAAAAGGAAGGAGCGGUUGUUUCUGAGUGAUUUCUAAUUUCUGUUUCUAAAAUGGCUGUGAUCUAGAGAUGUUCCAAUUCCAAGAAAUCUUAUUCUACGAAGAAAUUAUCGUAUAAUUUAAACCCGCCUGAUUCUUAGUGGUCAGACUCACGUGAAGGUCUCAUUUUUGUUAACCUCUUUUGGGAGUCCUGUGCUCAUGGGGCAGAAGAGUGGGGGGCGGAGGGGGGAACAUGGCGUGUUUCCUCUGCCCUGUCUUCUCCCAUGAUUGUCUGAGGACAACUAGAAAGAGAUUCUAUUUCUGUUCCUCCUCAGCUUCAUUUUGGCUAUGAAACAGUGGUGACUAAGCCACCCAGACCAUGGCGUACUCUGGUGGAGCCUGUCUGCAGGAGAGGACUCCGCCUGGAGCCUCUUUCUCCCAAGUCCCCAGGGCAAAUGCCCCAUGGAACCUUCUAGAGGUGCAUGAGGUGGCUAGAUGGAGCUUUCUGUAUGCAGGAUGCACAUCUGAUAAAUGUGAGCCUCCUGACCAAUUCUGUAUCUGAUUAUAUAUCUAAUACUCAGUUUUGAAAAUUCUUGAGAAAAUUUUGAGGAUUUAAUCUUACGGGAUUUUAUUUUUAUAAAUACCAAAUUCUUAUUAUACUAAUAAAUCAUUGGUGAAAAUUGAAGACAGAAGUUAUGUUAGAAAGUUAUCUGGUUUUUCAGAUAUUCCAAAGGAUCUGUGAAAGAUAAAUGAGCUCUCAAGCUAAACAAUGUUCAUAUGACUAGGAUAACAAAUAUUUGAGAAGAAUGGGAAAUUCAGAGGUGACAGUUAAACAUAACUAUCUCAGAAAUCUUAAAUUUGGUAAAAAGGAGGAGAUUUACAUUAGAUACACUUUCAGAAAAGAAAGGAAUUCAAUUGUGUGCCAUCUGUAACUUAAAUAUUACAACAAGAGCUCAUGGCAGUUCAAGCUGUAUUUCUUCUACAGGAUAAUAGUUAUUUAAUUUUGUGAAUUAUUCAUUAGCACUCUCAUUCCUCCUGCUGUGGGUAUGUAGUUAAUGUUGGUGGGAAGCAGACCUCAGUUUGUUUAUACUAUAUGAUGUUAGAAAGGUGACUUUGAUUUCAAGUACACUUCGGACUUGACAGAGCCCUGAUGUGGGUCCAGAUGAUCUUUUUGUACCAUACCAUUCUCUUACAGACCUGUAUGUCGGGAAACUACGCACUUUCAAGUGGAAGAGCAGAGGCUUCUGCCACCCUGGAAACCACUUUUAAUAAGAAUUGUAUGAUCAUUAAAAUCGCAGUGUAAAUAUUUUUUAUGCCUAUCAGGCGUCGAAGCUCUUUGAAAGUGUGCCUUUACCGUUUCCUCUGUAAGAGAGUUGAAUGGUCCCAAGAGUUGAUGAAGGAUUUGCAUGCUUGCCUUGCCUAGGAAGUGCAAGCUCCUUGAGGUGUCUAGAGAGCACUGGCAGCCUGUGGGCGGCGUGGCCACUCCUCCCCAGAGAGAAGAUGAUGCAGGUUGCUGCUGCUCCACACGGGAAGCUGCAGGUAUCUGAACAUCUGCAUAUGGGGACGUUUGCGCGUAUGCUUGUAAAACCCAUAGUGAAGUAGACAGUGAGGUCAAAUGUGAAUCUGUCGGACACGUUUCAUAGCGUGCGUUACUAUGGGGAGAGCAUCCAAACUGCUGUAGUUUUCCAUUUCUACUGUAUUUCAGUUGCAACCUAUUUUUAAUAAACUUUGUAUCUAUUUAAGUGUA
This is a messenger RNA of Nannospalax galili (Upper Galilee mountains blind mole rat), 7446 nucleotides long. RefSeq names its product afadin, adherens junction formation factor (gene Afdn). Gene Ontology annotation, biological process: signal transduction; regulation of protein localization. NCBI's taxonomy places the organism in Eukaryota, Metazoa, Chordata, Mammalia, Rodentia, Spalacidae. Gene Ontology annotation, cellular component: adherens junction. Gene Ontology annotation, molecular function: cell adhesion molecule binding. The transcript is spliced from 34 exons. The record is from RefSeq and is a predicted model, not a curated record. The coding region runs from base 18 to 5654 and encodes 1878 amino acids.